Molecule: messenger RNA, 2505 nt
Organism: Saccostrea cuccullata (small rock oyster)
Lineage: Eukaryota; Metazoa; Mollusca; Bivalvia; Ostreida; Ostreidae
Exons: 8
Coding region: 1-2505 (834 amino acids)
Molecular function (GO): protein binding; GTP binding
Source: RefSeq, a predicted model, not a curated record
AUGGACAGCAAAGGAGAAGUAGAUGAUGAAAUUAACGAUGAAAAGUCAGCUGAGGAUUCAAAGGAAAUUCUAUAUAAGAAACAACCAAACAAUUACCUCUGUUCUUUAUGUGAAUACGUAAAUGAAAAAGUCCCUGCAACAAUGGUUUGCAUUGACGAUGACAUACUUUUAUGCAACGGUUGUGGGUUUCGUCACAAGGCAGCUGGAUCUACUAAAGAUCACAGGGUUCCAAGCCUCACCGAAUACAUCAAAGAGGAAUUCACGUGUUAUCUUUGUAAAAGUGUUAAUGAGGUUAUUCCAGGUUACGCAUUUUGUAAUGAUUCAAAUGAGCAUGUUUUAUUUGAUGACGUUAAGGGUCUUGCAUUGCAUUUAAGCCAGCCAAUGGUGCCUUCAUUCACGCAUGUUCGAGAGAAUAAUUUGUGGUUUCCUGUUGACAAGAUAGAUCAACGCCAUCCAGAACCUGAAUCAAUUGCACAAAACCACCCGAAGCAUGACUACACAACAGGAUCGCAACAGCCAGUGUGCGAUGAGAGAGAAUCGUCAUCUAAAGAGAAGAAACGGAACAAAAAGGACAAAAAGAAGCUUGGAGGGCGACUAAGGAGGUCAAGGUCAUCCUUGUUAGAACCAAAGAUGGACACUCCUAGUAUGACAUGUGGAAAACCAGUUCUCUCUCUUGCAAGUUUUGACACAAUAGAAAUUCGAUGGGAAGAACCAUCACAAGGGGUAGACUACUAUACUAUAUCGUUUAAAAGGAAAAUCGAUGACAAAUGGAAGGAUUUUCCUGUGCAAUGGAAAUCAAACAGAGCAACUAUCACUGGACUGCAGUCAGAUACACCAUACGAAUUCAAAGUUCUCUGCGUAAAAGACAAUGAAAACAAAAUUCAGAGUGAAUCAAGCAUCAUGAACACAACCCAAUCACCUGCUGCUAAAUAUGUUCGAUUUUCUUCCAAACAAAAGGAUGGUAAUCCAGCUAUCUUCAAAUUACCUCCAAUAGAAAACAUGAAGGCUAGAAACGAAAAAGAUAAAACCAGGGAACUUAUCAUUGGUGACCCUAAAGGCAAUACUGUAGAAGAAAAAACACUUAUGCUUGUUGGUGCCACAGGAUCAGGAAAGAGUACAUUAGUCGAUGGUAUCAUCAAUUACAUCCUUGGAGUUCAAUUCCAUGACAAAUUUAGGUUCACUGUGGUAGAGCUGGAAGAGGAUGAGCAAAAAUCAAAUAAUCAGGCAUUGUCACAGACAGAAUGGGUCACUGUUUAUAGAGUUAUUCCAGAUAGACUAUCUAAAAUAAGAUAUACACUUAACAUCAUUGACACCCCUGGCUUUGGUGACACGAGAGGGAUACAAAGAGAUAACAAAAUCAUAGACCAAAUUCGAAGUCUUUUUUCGUCUAAUGCUAAAGCAUUUCUUGAUGCUGUUUGUUUUAUUGCAAAAUCUCCCGAUGCCCGAUUAACUGCUGUACAAACUUACAUAUUUAAUCAAAUUAUGGCACUUUUUGGAAAAGAUAUGGAAAAUAAUUUCUGCAGUUUUAUAACUUUUGCAGAUGAACAAAGUCCCCCAGUAUUAGCAUGCCUAAAAUCAGCCAAUCUUCCCGCUCGUAUAUGGUUUAAAUUUAAUAAUUCUGGUUUAUUUGCCUCAAACAAAGACAACGUAGCAAAACCAUCAUGGGAUAUGGGAUGGAAAAGCUUUGAAAACUUCUUUAAAGGUCUUCAUCAAUUUCAGGCUAAAAGUCUUACACUUACAAAAGAAGUGUUAGAAGAGCGAGAGAAAUUACAAACAAUCCUUUCAAAUAUUCAGCCGCAAGUUAGUGCCGGCCUUACCAAAUUAAACGAGCUUCGUGACCAAAUUUCUACCUUUUUAAAGCAUAAAAAUGAUUUAAAAGAUAAUAAAGAUUUUACGUAUGAAACUCAAACAGUUAAACAGAUACAAGAAGACCUUGAAAAAGGUGUAUAUGUUACAAAUUGUUUAAUUUGUAACAUCACUUGUCAUUAUCCAUGCGGGAUUCCUGAUGAUGGAAAUAAAAUAAACUGUUUUGCAAUGACGAAUGGGUUUUGUAGAAUAUGUGAAAAAAAAUGCAAAUGGGAUGAACACAAGAAUGCAAAAUAUAGAUUCCGAUAUGAAACAGUGACUGAAACGCGAACAUAUGAAGAAAUGAAAAAGAACUAUGAAAAAGCAAGAGGUGAAAAAUUAACUCACGGAAAAUAUCUUCAGGAACUACAAAAGGAUGUAGAAAGCCUAUAUUUAGAGGUCCAAAAAAUGAUGAGGGAAACUAUGAGGUGUAAAAAUAGGUUAAACGAAAUUGCACUGCGACCAGACCCUCUCAGUACAACUCAACAUAUUGAUCAGAUGAUACAAGCUGAAGAAUUUGAAAAGAACCCAGGUUUUCAAAAUCGAAUAAAAAUGCUGCAGGAUUAUAAGCUUUUAGCAAAUACAGACAGAAAUGUCGAAAGGGUAGCGAUUGGGUUAUAUAAUAUGAGGGAGGAAGUUAAGAAUGCACUUGACAAUUGA